AUAGUAAAUCUGAACAGUUAAUUGACAAUUACGAUAUUAAACAAAUGAUUUCAAGCCAAGACGAGAGUAUUUACGAUAUGUUUAUAAAUCUAAUACCGGAUAACAUAAUAGCGGCCACAUUUACAACUCACUACACAGCACUGGUAGCCCUCGACCCUCACAACCUGACCCUGGGUUACAAGAAAGUGUCCGAACGGGCCUUUAAGCCAAAUAUGUUGGGUUUGUGUGUAUUCUCACUAAUACUGGGUUUCGCUGUCAAGCAAUUGGACUCAAAGGCAAACACUGUUUGCCAGAUAUUACACGAAACUAAAGAUAUUGUUAUGCAUGUAAUGAUGGGUUUACUCAAAGUAAUGCCAAUCGGUAUGUUUUUUUGGCUGUGCGAAGAGGCGAUCAAAAUGAAAUCACCCGAGACAAAUAACCAUGCUGACAGUGCGAUGACGCUCCCAGUUACAAUACAGUGCAUGGAGGGGACAAACAAAUUGUCUAAGCUUGUAUCGCAAUUUGUAUUGCCAUUGGCAAUGAUUCUCAAUAUGAAUGGCAGCGCAAUCAUAUUCUCGCUUAUUAUGACCAUGUCAUUACCGGGAGCACCAGGAGGUGGGUCAUCACUGAUCACAUUUAUAGCCUAUUGCGCUAUCAUUGGCAUAAAUAAUCCGAUGGAUGCAUAUCAAGCCAUCGUUAAUCAUAUGCUGUCUUUAUAUUAUACAAACAAGAUAAAGAAGGAUGUGGAAGACUCUAUGUUAAUUUGGCUAAAAAAAUAA
Messenger RNA from Medioppia subpectinata, 758 nucleotides. Lineage: Eukaryota; Metazoa; Arthropoda; Arachnida; Sarcoptiformes; Oppiidae. The record is from the annotation of a GenBank genome assembly.